CAUCAAAAAAGGAAAAAAUGGUUUCUUGUUUGCCUGUUUACCGGAUUGUUUGGGAACUCCUAAUUUACCUUCCAUCUGCAAACCGUUGGCCACAGCCACGUCCAAACGCUCCCUCGCGAUUUUCCUGAGGUGAUCCUUUCCUCUCACAUGCCGCCUAAACUACCCGUCUUCGACUGAGAAACCAUUCCCCAAAUAAUCCAAAGCGUAGUAUUGCAGCUAAGAUAUUCGCAAUCAAGAUUUGUUUUUCGGAACCCUAGGUUUGCCGUAGCAUCGAGAAUCAUUACAAUUCUGUUCGAUAUUGUUGUACUUGUUGUUCAGUAACAAGUUGUGAUGUUUGAUUGAUUGAUCGUCGUUUUCUGUGAUGCGAUUGGUUGUGAUUUUCAGAGUGAAUGCAAUGGAAGUGGAAUUGAUAACAGAGGGCGUGUCGGAUGAUGAUGCUUUCAGCUUUGAUCAGAACAAUGAUGAUUUUUUAACUCUGGAUGGUGAGAGAUGUGGGAUAUGCAUGGAUAUUGUCAUUGAUAGGGGGGUGCUGGAUUGCUGCCAACACUGGUUCUGUUUCACAUGCAUUGACAACUGGGCUACCAUCACAAACCUUUGCCCGCUUUGCCAGAAUGAAUUUCAGUUAAUCACAUGUGUUCCUGUAUAUGAUACCAUUGGCAGCAGCAAAAUUGAUGAGGAGUUGUCCUCCAGAGAGGAUGAUUGGUGCAUUGAAGGGAAAACCAAUACCCUUUCUUUCCCCUCAUACUACAUUGAUGAAAAUGCAGUUAUCUGUUUGGAUGGAGAUGGAUGCAAAAUCCGAAGUGGAUCAGUUACUAUUGAUGAAGAUUCCAAUCUUGAUACGUCUAUUGCUUGUGACUCAUGUGAUACAUGGUAUCAUGCUUUUUGUGUGGGAUUUGAUACUGAAGGGACAUGUGAGAAUUCAUGGUUAUGCCCAAGGUGUGUAGUGAAUGAGAAUCCCCAAGAAACAGAUGUGAUUCCAGUGCUGAGGCCUAGCAACUACGGGUGUCUAGAAAAUAGCAAUAGUGAUUGUUUCGUUGAUGCUGCUUUUUCUAGAAAGGUUUCUGUAUCAGUUGCUGAUGCUGGCGAGACAGCUGUUGUUGUCUCAAUGGUUGAGAAUCAAAUGACAGACAGACCAAGUGAAAAACUGCCAUCAACCUUAGAAGUUGACAAAGACCUGAAAAUUGAGAGGUUGGAAAUACCAUCAACUGAGAAGCCUACUACUCAACCAGUUUUGAAGUCAGAGAAGUUGGAACUAUGCUUAUCACAAGAUGUAUCCUUUAGUUUGCCAUGUAGUUCGUUUGGGAAAAGUGAGUUGAAGAUGUCUUCCCCUGAUAAACUGAUGAAAGAACCAAGUGGCGUUGAUGGCUUUGUUAUUUCUUCAAGGAAGAAGUUAAACGGGUGUUACUCUGGUAAUGAACCAUCUGGAUCCAGUCUGGAUCUGCAUCUUGGUUUAUCUGUGGGCUGUUCUUUUUUUGUUGACUUUGUGAAAAACGAUGUAGCUGAAGAUCAAGCAGCUGGAGACAUGCAGCAGAAAAGUUGUUCAGAAGAAUAUUUAUUGCCAGGUGGCCGUUGUGUGCCUGCUGUGAAGGAUACUACUCUUGGAACUACUGGUGCAAAGAGAAAGAAAAGAGAUUAUUACAGUUAUGAUGUUCCGACAGUUGCUGAGGACGAGGAAACCAAAGCUGAAGUUGAGACUAAAGCUUCAAGAAAAAAGGUCAGAGCUGAGAGAACCAGUCGAGUGAUUAAUUCAAGAGACCAAGCUGAUGAAUCUGUUUCCGAUACGUCCCCGACAUGUAACUCAGGAAAGGAAAAUGCUGCUUCUGCUAUAAUGAGUAUAGUUCAGGGGACAGAUCGUAGACCUGUCAAGGGCCAUACACACAAUAAUCAAACUGUUAAGUCCUCACUAGAGAGAGAAAAUCCAGCUGGUUUGAGAAUGAAAAAGAUCAUGAGAACAGCUGCCGAGGACAAGGAGUCAUCCGUAUUGGUACAGAAGCUGAGAAAAGAAAUUCGGGAAGCCGUCCGCAACAAAUCCUCCAAAGAGUUUGGUGAAAACCUUUUUGACCCAAAACUUCUUGAUGCAUUCAGGGCUGUUGUGGCUGGAACCAUGACUGAACCAGCUAAAAAGGCUCCAGCUCUUGUUGUGAGGGAUAAGAAGUUACUCUCACAGAAAGGAAAAGUACGUGAGAAUCUAACAAAAAAGAUAUAUGGGAUUGGUGGAAGAAGAAAGCGGGCGUGGACCCGUGACUGUGAAAUUGAAUUUUGGAAACACCGUUGCUUGAAACCUGGCAGGCCUGAAAAAAUUGAGACUUUGAAGUCAGUUCUGAAUCUUUUAAGAAAUGGCUCUUAUGGGACAGAAAUUAAGCAGGAAAAUGAAGUGAAGGCCUCGAAUCCCAUUCUUUCAAGGUUGUAUUUAGCUGAUACAUCUGUUUUCCCUCGUAAGGAUGAUAUCAAGCCUCUCUCCGAUCUCAACACUACUGAUCCUACAGAGAAUAAAGGACACUCUUCAAUGGAAAAAGCACCUACUUCAUCUCUGGGGCCUCAAAAUCCAAAAACUCUGCAAUUAAACAUGGUUUUGCCACAGGUUGGUAUUCCGUUGUCCGAUGAUAAAGGAAAGAAGAGUACUGCUGCUACAAACGUUAAGGGAGAAUCUUCCUCUGUAAGUGGUUCCAAAGUAAAUUUCCAGAAGGAAAUGAUUGGUAAAUCUAAUGAUGUAAAGAAGGAUAAGAGGAAAUGGGCCCUAGAGGUUCUUGCUAGAAAAACUGCAACCACUGGCAGUAGUGCCGCACUCGAAAAACAGGAAGACAAAACGGUUCUUAAAGGAGCUUAUCCUCUAUUGGCUCUAUUACCAAUUGAUAUGAGACCAGUAUUGGCACCCAGUCGUCAUAAUAAAAUCCCAAUAUCUGUUAGGCAGGCACAGCUUUACCGCCUCAUCGAGCACUUUUUGCGCAAAGCAAAUCUGCCCAUCAUUCGCAGAACUGCAGACACAGAGUUUGCUGUUGCUGAUGCAGUUAAUAUUGAGAAGGAAGUUGCUGAUAGAUCAAAUAGCAAGUUAGUAUACGUUAAUCUUAUGUCUCAGGAGAUACUACAUCGAUCGGAUAUCAUCAAGCCUAAUAGAGCCACAGAAUCCGAUCCUUCCCCAACUUCAGCAGUUCCUACUGACAAAUCAGAACAAACAACCAAUGAUGUUUCUGAUGGUCCAAUGGUCGAGGAAGCAUUGAAAAAUGCGGGUCUUUUGUCCGAUUCCCCACCAAAUAGUCCUUAUCACCAAAUGGGAGAAGCAAAUGACGAAUAUGACCUCUCUGGAAAGAUUGGAGAUGAUCCUGAACCUGGUAAUGUUUUUGAAAUGGAUUCUCAUCCAGACCUUGAUAUUUAUGGUGAUUUUGAGUAUGAUUUGGAAGAUGAAGACUUCAUUGGUGCUAGUGCUGUAAAGGCAUCUAAGGUAGAACAAGAAGAGUCAAAAAUAAAAGUGGUUUUCUCCACUCUCAAUUCAAAUAUAUCAAAUAAUGCUAAUGGCAUUGAGGAUCAUGAGGGAACAAAUGAUGUUGGAGUGGAGGUUAAGGAUGGGGAUUGCAUUAAUCAAGACCCCUUAACAGAUGGGGGAGGGGAAGAGCCUUCUCUUGCAGAAUGUGAAGAACUAUAUGGUCCCGAUAAAGAACCAUUGACAAAAAGGUUUCCAGAAAGUGCAUUGAUAAAGAAGCCCAGUGAAACAACGGCUGAUGGUGCAUCCCCAGAGAAAACUGAAUAUUCCGGAUCCAGCCAAACGGCAAAGGCUAGUGAAUUAGAGGGUGAGAGCUGUGCAGAGAAUUUAGUUGGUGGAGAUAAUGCACCGGAUUGUUCUCAAACAAGUGAAAAUGUUCCGAGAAAGGAGAAAAUAUCAAAUACCUGUACAAGCAAUCGAUCUGAUAGCAUCAAGGAUGUAUCACAAAAGGUGGAAGCUUACAUCAAAGAGCACAUCAGGCCACUUUGCAAGAGUGGAGUGAUCACAGUCAAACAAUACAGAUGGGCUGUGGAGAAAACGACUGAGAAAGUUAUGAAAUACCACUCCAAAGAAAAGAAUGCAAAAUUUCUCAUCAAGGAAGGUGAGAAGGUGAAGAAACUUGCACAGCAGUAUGUUGAGACCGCCCAACAGAAGGAAAGAACAUAACAUUUAGAGGGAACUAUGAUGUUGCAAAUAUCUCUUUUAAUUUCCGUAUUCCAGUGAUUGUUAUGUUAACAAGUAUGAGGGUCGAAGCCCCAUGUCGUCGUAACCGUGAUUCCGAAAAUUAACCUGUAUGCAGAUGAUAUAUUGGGAAAGUGAGAAACAAAACUGUUGCAAA
Molecule: messenger RNA, 4316 nt
Organism: Rhododendron vialii
Lineage: Eukaryota; Viridiplantae; Streptophyta; Magnoliopsida; Ericales; Ericaceae
Exons: 14
Coding region: 362-4144 (1260 amino acids)
Biological process (GO): protein ubiquitination
Molecular function (GO): ubiquitin protein ligase activity
Source: RefSeq, a predicted model, not a curated record